CGCAGAGAGAAAAAUGAUCCUGGACUCGGAUGCUCGCAAAGGAGUGGACAUUGCAGACGCGAAACGACCAUGAAGCGGAUCGCGACUGCCGGGACAACGAAAACCUCACCUCAGGCUCGGACGACAGUCUAACGGACGGAAUCGAUGGAAGUAGAUUCAUUUCCUCGUCGGUAUACAUCUGCGUUCUGCUUACGGAACUCCACCGCCCGAAGCUGAUUGACCAGGCGCUCAAUAAGGACCUCCUGAAACGUACCUACACUCGAUCGACGUUAGGUCGAAAGGCAAUUGCCGACUCGGAGACCUUCAUCCCUGAUACAAUGACAACAGGCGAAAACACCUUGCGCGUCGGUCCCUCUCCCGCUGGUUACCCCCGCCCCCCCUUGUUCACCGUCGCCGUCAUUGCACCUUCUUCGUCCGACAAUGCAAUCACCGAAACUGUGCAAAGAGCAUAUCGUACCGUAUUUGACACAAAUGUUCCCUGCUAAGGGCCGGCAGAGCCAUCUUCUUACUUUGGACACAAGUCUGUUCUGCCUUGGGGUACACGAGACUUGUAUGAUGACAAAUAGGAGGGCAGUGGCGAGGCGAAGCUUUCUCGUGUAGGUACGAGCAGCCUUGCCGAUCUCAAUCUGCAGGGAUCGCAGUGGUAAGUACUUGUGAGGCCUGUUCAGA
Molecule: messenger RNA, 669 nt
Organism: Guyanagaster necrorhizus
Lineage: Eukaryota; Fungi; Basidiomycota; Agaricomycetes; Agaricales; Physalacriaceae
Exons: 5
Coding region: 30-485 (151 amino acids)
Source: RefSeq, a predicted model, not a curated record